Rhinocladiella mackenziei CBS 650.93 is the source of this 2328-nucleotide messenger RNA. RefSeq lists its product as uncharacterized. Gene Ontology annotation, molecular function: RNA polymerase II cis-regulatory region sequence-specific DNA binding; DNA-binding transcription factor activity, RNA polymerase II-specific; zinc ion binding. Bases 1 to 2328 code for a protein of 775 amino acids. Gene Ontology annotation, cellular component: nucleus. The record is from RefSeq and is a predicted model, not a curated record. NCBI's taxonomy places the organism in Eukaryota, Fungi, Ascomycota, Eurotiomycetes, Chaetothyriales, Herpotrichiellaceae. Gene Ontology annotation, biological process: DNA-templated transcription; positive regulation of transcription from RNA polymerase II promoter by galactose. The transcript has 8 exons.
AUGGCCAAUACCAUCGAAACAUUGAACGCAUUGGAUACAGUGGACCCGGCAUUAAGUUACUCAAAUGUUCCGGUCCCGUCCUACCCGGUCCCUGUUCCUUCCACGGCUGCGCGGUCCAAAGUGGUCAAGCGCAGCCGAAUUUCACUUGCCUGCACGUCCUGCAGAAAUCGGAAGUCAAAGUGUGACGGCCAGCGGCCGAGAUGUCUCUCCUGUAUCCAACUUCACCUGCCCUGUGAAUACCAGCAACCGCCUCAGCCAAGUAACAGAAACCCACGCUGUCAGAGCAAGGUUCAGCUGCUUGCAAAGGUCAAGGAACUCGAGUCCAGAUUGAACUCGACGCCGGCAGACUCACCUUCGAGAUCCUCUCCUGGGAAUGUGUCGGCUUCGGCGCCGGAUGGUGAUGACCAUCCCACCACAUCACCGCUAAUUUCAGAUCUUCCCGCCCCGGAUUCCACGCGGCCGAGGACAUCUGCGACGAUCGACCUCCAUGAAGAAACCACGGUUGAUGUCCUUGCCACAGUGGCAUUCAAUCAGGAAUCAGAAUCCAAUAUUGGACACUUUGGCCCUUCCUCCAACCACGUGCUCUUCCGUUCGACAUCUGAUGCUUUUGCUCGCAUCGUCAGCCUUGCUUCGUCCAAUCGACCAACCUUGAAGGCCACCAGAUCUUCCGAGAGGCAGCGACAGGAGGGGUCGUCGCAACAGUCUGGACGGCAAACCCAUCCGAGGGAUAUCGAUGUCACAGCCUUGCCACGCGACCCCGAAGCAUCGGCCUUCAUCGACCACUUCUUCGCCUCAGUCGGAGCAUUUUUACCCUUUGUCAGCAAAUCGGCCCUGGUCGCCGACUACCAUCGCUUGCGAGAUGAAAAGGCCCCGCCACGGUUGGGGGCCCGACGCGCUCUGUUGAAUAGUGUCUUUGCCCUGGCAUCAGCAUCACUGGGUGAAGAAGAUUCCAGUGUCUUCAAUGGUCGUGCUCUUGCUUCCUUGAAUGAGCGACAACUUCGAGGGACCAGUGUCGAAUUAGUCCAGGCCUUGCUGUUGAUCGCCACGUAUCAGCAGAAUCAUCAGUUAUCGAUCACCAGUUGGACAUAUCACGCCCUCGCGGUGAAGGCGGCCUUUCAACUGGGAUUGCAUUCCCCACUGGGAUACAAAGAGUACGGGCUGCAGGAAAGCGAGAUGAGAAAGAGGUUGUGGUACAGUUUGAUCCAUCAGGACCGGGUGCUUGGGAUGUGUUUGGGGCGCCCUUGUCUGAUCUCCCCGCAAUAUAUUCGCACCCAGAAGCCUCUGGAUCCCCAAUCCGUCUACCGAAGCAUGCCGGUGGUGGCCCCAAACUAUGUCGAUAGUAUCAUCUAUCAUAACCGCCAAACUUCAUUAUAUGAGAUCGUGGGCUCCAUCCUCCAUCACCUGUACAAUGACAACGUUGAGUCCGACGAGCCCACACGAAUCCAAGAUAUCAUCGCCCAAAGACUUUCACUCCAAUGGGAGUUGGAUGGAUGGCGCCAACAUGCCGAUCCCUCGUGUCAAGUCAUCUCCGGCUCCGAGUUGGACUGGGGGUCGCCUUCAUUUCCCAGCGAUAAUUUUCGAUUUCGGCUCGUUCUUUCUGCUCAUUACUAUCGUGCUGUGAUGCUCAUCAACGCUCCAGUCAUCAUUCACGUCCUGAGCGAGACGGUCCACACUCAAAGACCGAAGCAGGACUCUGAUCUCGUCUCAGAGCAUGUUGUGGUCAUCGUCAGACAUGACUUCAAGGUGGUUCGAGAGCUUCAUCAGAUCAUCCAAACCAUGAGCACGUAUGAUGAAAGGUUUCUCGACCAGAGUAAUGCUUGGUGGUUGUGCAACUACACCAGUCAGUAUCCCAAGGACCUCGAGACUCAAACUCUAGCUUUUUUGAGUGCUGAUAUGUAUAUGUAUCUCGUAGUACUGACCGUCAACAUGCAUUUCUUUGGUAUCCUCCUCCUCUGUCACCUCGACAACACCCUCUGGUCGUCGGCCGGGAUCUCCAGGGCCGAGGUCCGCCAGUGUCUCAACCAAGGAAUCACCACCAUGAAGUCGAUCCAACGGACCAGCUUGAUGGCUCGCAAAGCCCGACAUUGUCUUGUGGGAUUUCUGGAGGUAUUCGAUUCUCUCGUCCCGGAACAGGAAACUACUCCGGCCAGCCUCGCCAAUCAAUCCGCCACUGAGGACAUAUUAUCCUCGGCAGGGCCGACAGUGGGGCUUGAGACCAACAAUUUCUCUCAGUGCGUCACUCAAGCGGCCAACAACUUCCUUUGGCAAUACAGUCAAAGCAACUUUCUCGGCGACCAUCUCGCUUUGUUUGGCGAGGAUAUAACAUAA